This is a messenger RNA of Prunus persica (peach), 484 nucleotides long. Its product is annotated as defensin-like protein 19. Gene Ontology annotation, biological process: defense response. The record is from RefSeq and is a predicted model, not a curated record. The transcript has 2 exons. NCBI's taxonomy places the organism in Eukaryota, Viridiplantae, Streptophyta, Magnoliopsida, Rosales, Rosaceae. Bases 150 to 398 code for a protein of 82 amino acids.
GCUGAUCUAGUGUAAAUCUAUGAUUCUAGUUCACAUCACAUUACUAUAACCUAAAGGAAUUGAUCCACCUGUCAGCCUAUAAAUAACAUAAAAUCAGCUCACCAGCAACCCAAACCCCAUCUUUCACGUUCCGAAUAGGAUAGGCAAAAAUGGCUAAGCUACUCAGUCAUCCACUGUUUUAUCCCAUCCUCUUUCUCUUCCUCUUUAUCUUUCUUGCAUCAACCGAAGUAGCAAUGGUGGAAGCAAGAAUCUGCCAAAGGCGUAGUAAAACAUGGUCAGGGUUUUGUGGGAACACUGGAAACUGCAACCGUCAAUGCAGGAACUGGGAAGGUGCUUUGCGUGGAGCUUGCCACGCUCAAUCCCCAGGGUUUGCAUGCUUCUGCUACUUUAGAUGUUGAUUCGUGAUCAACCACAGCAGCAGUCAGCAGCAUCUCGAACCUCAAGCUUUCUUAUAUAUCCAGUUAUAUAUACAAAGAAACGCUAG